Messenger RNA from Cuscuta europaea, 464 nucleotides. Lineage: Eukaryota; Viridiplantae; Streptophyta; Magnoliopsida; Solanales; Convolvulaceae. The record is from the annotation of a GenBank genome assembly.
GCCGCUGCCGGCAAGAGGAAGGCAGCGACCAAGGGGUCCCCCCCGGCUACCAAAAAGCCGAAGAAGGGGGAUGUCGCCGAGAAGGAGCCCCCGGUCAUUAUCGCUGAUGAGCACCCCGCCUCCGGGGUGCAUGUGGAGAAGCCGUCGGGUGAAACGCCGGCGGGGGCAGAGGAGUUGCUGCCUGAGGUCCUCCAAGUCUCAUUCCCGAGGGGGACAUCCCUGGCCAGCGGCGCUGUCGACCCGGGGGCCAUCUUGAGGGGCAUAACCCCUGAGACUGAUAGGGCUGCCCUCGGGGCUUAUAACGAUGCGGCCCUCGAGGACCACAUCCUCCGCUCCUCCCUUUCUGCUUGUCUAGCCCUCGGUGAACAUGCCCGGAGGCUUCAAGAAUGGCGCCUCCAUAAAGCCGAGCAGGAUGCCAAGAUGAAAGAAUGCAUCCUCAAAAAUAAAGAGGCGGUGAAGCUGGG